AUGAAAUUUUUAUUUGGAAAUAUGUUGAUUUAUAAAAUUUUAUAUGGCUUGGUACUUGAAAUUUAUAAACCUUGUGCAGAUGGUUCUUGUAGUGAAUGUGAAAUGGAAGAUUUUAAUAAAUGUACUUUAUGUAAACCAGGUUUCAAUAGAAUUUUAGUGAAUAAAGAAUGUAUUUGUUAAGAAGGUUCUUAUGAUCCUUUAAAUGAUGAUUCGAUAUGUAUUGGUAAUAUUUUAAAUAAAAAUUUUAGUCUGUGAUUUUAGUUGUCUAACUUGUUCAGGUCCUUCAAAUUCAUAAUAUAUUAUAAAAUUAAAAUUAAAUAAUUUAUACUCAAAGUGUUGAUGAAAGCAUAUCUAAUAGAAUUUCAAAAUCUAAUUCUUGUCCAUUUAAAUAAGGAUAUGCUGAUUUUAUAAUCAAAAGAUCAAAAUGUGGAAGUAUUCAUAAUUAUUAAUAAUACAGAAUGUCAUCCGUAAUGCUAAACAUAUUUCUAAGUAUCUGAUGAAACUACCAAUUAAUAUUAUUUAAUUUGCAUUCCUGGAUAAAAUCGAUAUGUUUCAGAUUGUGAUAUAUGAUUAGGUGAUUUUUUCGAAUUUAUUUUAUAGUUUGUGAUUGUACUUGUGGAAUUCUUAAUGACUUUGAAACUACACAUUUUACUUCUUGUUCAGAAGACUCAAAUAGUUAUUUGACAACUUUUGGCGAAUGCUUAUGUAAAACAUCAUAUUAUGAAAUCUUACUAAUAAUAUUGAAUGUUAAAGUAAUUAAUUUAUGUAAUGGUUAAUAGUAUGCCAUUAUUCUUGUUUAUUAUGUUCAAAUAAUAAUGAAAAAUGCUUGUUAACAAUGUCCUUAAACUAGAAUAUCAGCUGAUCUAUUAGCAACUUAAUUUGAAUGUGUUUGUGCAUCUUUACAUAUUUUUGAUGAUGGAUUCUAAUCAGUUUGCCAAGAAUGUGAAUCUUGUUUAACAUGCGAUUGUCCACUUUUAUUAAAUUGUUGACUUGUGAUAACAAUUAUAGAUAUCUAGAUUUUUAAUCUUGUAUAUGUUCAGAUGGAUAUUAUGACAUUGGAAUAUUACAAUGUGAAAGUAUUUUCUUCAAUUUAUAUGUGAAUAGAAUGUCAUUUUUCAUGUCACUUAUGCUUAAACAAAAAUGCAGAUACUUGAAUAGCUUGUUCACUUGAUACUCAUUUUAGAUCAUUAUAAGGCAAUAUUU
Molecule: messenger RNA, 1203 nt
Organism: Paramecium sonneborni
Lineage: Eukaryota; Ciliophora; Oligohymenophorea; Peniculida; Parameciidae
Source: the annotation of a GenBank genome assembly